AUCCUAAUUACAUUAUUUCCUUCGUUGUUGCAUCAAUUUGUUUAACUUGUCAUCGGAGGAUUAAUUUGAAACCGACAAAACCCUUGAUACAUAGUACGCGAGUAAUCGGUGCCUGUGAAAUCAGAUAUUUCACGGUCAGCAUCUGAUACUCGCACCAUCCUCUGGUCUUCUCAUCAUCCAGUUGAGUCAACUUUAGCUAGGGUUUCGAAUGAAUUAGCCUACACUACUAUUAUUUCAACAUUAUCCCCAAAUUUUAUAAUAAUCACUAGAAUUAUAUAGCCAUGGACACUAAGCUAUUGUUGUCUCUUCUCUGCCUCAUCGCUUCCCUUCGCUCAUCCUUCUCUGCUUCCUUUCAAGCUGACUUGAAAUCUGUUCCUGAUCUUGAGAAAUCAAUGUACAGCAUAAUAGAUGGAUUUCCUUGUGUACGAUUACUCAACCUUCAUGGAGAGAUUGGUUGUUCAAAUCCUGGCAAUGGAAAAGUUGUGGCUCCCGUCGUAAGACUUGACAGUGCCGAAAAUAUCGUUCAGCCAUCUGCAUUAUUGGUGUCAUCAGAUGAAUAUGACAGCUUACUGAAAAGAAUAUCUGAUGAUUCACACUUUGCUCGGAAUGUGGCUGGUGUACUGGUACAAUCAGACAUGCAGGAUAAGUUGAAAGGUCUGUCCCCUGAUACAAAGUUUCCACAAGCCGAAUUUUCUCCUUAUGACAGCAGAACUCAUCAAUGGAAUCCUAAUGGUUCUGGUACUAUGUGGGGGAGAUACAACUUUCCUGUGUUUUUACUUUCUCAGAGUAGCACUGCUAAGUUGCAAGAGGUGGCAGAGAAGAAUGAAAAGAGAAACAAAGGUUCAGCUACACAUGUGGCUGAGUUUGAUGUGGUGAUGCAGACAACAAAAGCUGGCACACAUAAUUCAGAAUCUUGUUUAGAAGAGGAAGCUUGCCUGCCUUUGGGUGGAUACAGUGUUUGGUCGGCACUUCCUCCAAUUGAUACCACAUUAUCCACACAGUCUAAGCCCAUUAUACUAGCGGUUACAUCUAUGGAUGCUGCUUCCUUUUUUCGUGACAAAAGCCUAGGUGCUGAUUCCCCAAUAUCUGGACUGAUCUCACUGUUGGCUGCAGUGGAUGCUCUUUCACGUGUUGAUGGUCUGAAGGAUCUUGCUAAACAGCUUGUAUUUGUUGUAUUCACUGGGGAAGCUUGGGGCUACCUUGGUAGCAGGAGAUUUCUUGCUGAACUUGAUCAACAUUCAGAUGCUACUAGUGGGCUUAGUCACAUGUUAAUUGAAACGGUUUUGGAAGUUGGAUCAGUUGGCAAGGGCUUUGAUGAUGGGGUUAAAUCAUUUUUUGCUCAUGCAACAGGAGUUUCAUCUGGAACUAAUGAUACAUUAAAAGCCUUAAAGAAAGCCCAAGAAUCACUAGGGACUGAAAGCAUAAAAAUCUCAUCAGCAAGUUCCUCUAAUCCUGGGAUUCCUCCUUCGUCACUGAUGGCCUUUCUGAAUAAGGACUCUCGUACUUCUGGAAUUGUUUUAGAAGAGUUCGAUACUGUCUUUGACAACAAAUUAUAUCACAGUCAUCUCGAUGAUAUUACUAAUAUCAACUCUUCAGCCAUAAUUGCAGCCGCUACCAUUGUUGCACGGUCCCUAUACAUACUUGCCAGCGACAACAAGGAGUUGAGUUCUUCAGCCCUAAGUGCUGUUUCUGUGAAUACUUCUUUAGUUGAAGAACUAUUGGGUUGCUUGUUAUCAUGUGAACCUGGAUUAUCAUGUGAUCUGGUAAAGCAGUAUAUUUCGCCAACCAGUUCUUGCCCCAGCCAUUAUGUUGGUGUUGUCUUGGAGGAACCAUCUUCCACUCCAUAUCUUGGUUAUGUUGGUGAUGUUCCAAGGUUUGUGUGGAAUUUUCUGGCAGAGAAGACAUCCUUUCCGUCAAAAAAUGAUAGUUCUGCCUGUCCGAAAGAUUGUAGUAAUACAGGCGAAUCAUGCAUUAAAGCGGAGACAGAUGGGAAGGGAGUCUGUGUUAUCUCUACAACAAGGUAUGUUCCAGCAUACUCAACGCGCUUAAAGUUUGAGUCAGAAUCUUGGAAAGUGUUGCCAAAAAAUGCAUCUGACCCGAUGGGAGUAGCAGAUCCAGUUUGGUCAGAAAGCAAUUGGGCUCCUAUACAGCUCCGGGUGUUUUUAGUUCAAGAUUCUUCGUAUGAUUAUCUGAUCCUCUUUGUGGGCAUUGGUCUUACAGUUUUAUCAUACAUUGCAAUAGUUGUAGCAAGAUCCAUCAUAGCAAAAUCAAUGAAGCGGGAUUGACUAUGGGCAUUAGUGGACUUAAUAUUGAUAUGAUCAUGAACCUGCUUCACAAAUUCCUCAACACCAUUAGAGUUGCUGUAGCAAGUAUUCACUGUUCUAACUUUUGGGAAGAGCAAAAUUUUGUGCAUUUAUGUCAACCAGUGUUUAGUGUUCAACAUGACACAUCUAGACAACAUUGUACAACUCCCAUUUGUAUUAAUUUGGUUAAAGCACUUGAGGGUUAUAAUUAAAUGAUCAAGGGUUCAAAAGUU
Messenger RNA from Daucus carota subsp. sativus, 2536 nucleotides. Its product is annotated as nicastrin. Lineage: Eukaryota; Viridiplantae; Streptophyta; Magnoliopsida; Apiales; Apiaceae. Bases 282 to 2285 code for a protein of 667 amino acids. Gene Ontology annotation, biological process: protein processing. Gene Ontology annotation, cellular component: plasma membrane. The transcript has 16 exons. The record is from RefSeq and is a predicted model, not a curated record.